UCCUCCUCUUCCUCCUCCCUCUCUUCUCCCCGUGCUCAGUGCCCCAGCGCCUCCUCCUCCUGCUCCUUCUCCUGCUCGCCACUAGUUUGCCUCAAGUGGUGAUGGAGAAUACUUUGUAGAUCAUUGGAACCAUGGAAACACCCUUGAAAACCGCAAUGACCUUCAAGACAGCCACUUUAAACAAGAAUACGUGCCAAAAAUAUCAAAAUAAUCAUCAAAAUACCCAUUAUAAUCGCAGUGGAAGCGCGUCAGGAGUGCAGGUGCAGAGCGUGAAGGUGCCGCAGCCCGGAGUGGCGGGACGGUCAGCACGACUAGAAUGCCUGUGGAGGGCGGGCAACCGAGGCUUCUACUCCGUGCGCUGGUACAAGAAUGACGAACAGUUCUACAGCUACGUGCCCAAGAACAAGCCGCAGAUAAAGGUGGACCACCAUCUACAGGGCGUCAGUGUGGAGCUGUCCAAGUCCGACGAGCGUGUGGUGAGCCUGAGGGAGCUGCACCUGGAUUCAGAGGGCGUGUACCGCUGUGAGGUGAUGAGCGAGAGUCCUUACUUUGAGUCCUCCUUCGCCUCGACCAAUCUCACUGUGGUGGCCAUGCCCGCCGCGCCCAUCUUGUCCGGGCUGAGACCAAGUUACCGUGUGGGCGAGACUCUCAACGUUACUUGCACUGCUGAAGACGCCCGCCCACCAGCGCGCCUCACAUUCACCAUGAACAACGAACAGCUAACGGCUGAGUCAGGGCGGGUGCACACGCUGCCAGUGGAGGAGGGCAGCAGGCCGGGCGUGUACACCACCAGGGCAGUGCUGGAGCGGCCCCUGGGCAGUAGGAUGGUGCCGUCGCUGAAUCUGGUGUGCCGCGCCGAAGUACACUCAAUCUCCACUCAGGUCGCUGCCAACGUGGAGGUGUACGGCCACUCAGGCUCCGCGCCACUCUCCCUCCUCAACACGGGUUGCGGGCCAUCUCCAGCCUUCCCCGCCCUGCUGCUGCUGCUGCCACCUCUGCUCACCUGCCUCACACACCUGCUGCUGGCCACCAGAUGAUAGGCACGCCAACACCUGCCCACACCUGCCCCCACACAUCCACACACUUCCCCUCAACACCCAUUAGAAGUAACACAGUCCCUCUCCUCCACCUCCUCCCCCCUAUGAGCACACACAUACACACAUACUAGUGCACACACACACACACACACACACACACACACACACACACACACACACACACACACACA
This is a messenger RNA of Portunus trituberculatus (swimming crab), 1228 nucleotides long. RefSeq names its product cell adhesion molecule 3-like. Lineage: Eukaryota; Metazoa; Arthropoda; Malacostraca; Decapoda; Portunidae. The record is from RefSeq and is a predicted model, not a curated record. The coding region runs from base 132 to 1037 and encodes 301 amino acids. The transcript has 7 exons.